AUGGGGUAUUGUCAGGGUAGUACGGGUACGGAGUCGGCCAACGUAGCGUUGGCAUCGGCUUCAUCAGCAGUGGGGAUGAGAUCUUCUGUUGCUGGCGUAGCAUCAGCCGAAGUGACGUGGGGGAAGGCACACGCGCGAUCGUAG
Peronospora matthiolae is the source of this 144-nucleotide messenger RNA. The record is from the annotation of a GenBank genome assembly. Lineage: Eukaryota; Oomycota; Peronosporomycetes; Peronosporales; Peronosporaceae.